Messenger RNA from Rangifer tarandus platyrhynchus (Svalbard reindeer), 489 nucleotides. NCBI's taxonomy places the organism in Eukaryota, Metazoa, Chordata, Mammalia, Artiodactyla, Cervidae. The record is from the annotation of a GenBank genome assembly.
AUGAAGGGCGGUGAACGCCCCGGGGCUGUCAGAUCACCUGCCCACCCAGGACUGGGUGUCCAUCCGCUGGCUGCUAUAGAGGCCGCUGCCGCUCAGGACCGCCUCUCGUGUUUCAUGCAGCGCACACUCCCGAGUCCGUCGUCGUUACGACACACGUGUGUGAGGAAGGCCACCCUCCCCUUGAUCCCACGGGUCAGGGAGGCUUUACACUGUGCCUUAGCGCUGACCAAGGAUCCCCGGUUAGAAAUUCUGCCUCGGACCGUGUCCAAUGCAGGCUGGACCAAAGCAGAGGACUAUACUAGGAGGAUGACCUGCACGUUUAUGGGCAUAGGAGCAGAGGAUGGGAGCGGCGUGUCCGAUCUGAGGGCCGUUGAGAACCUGCAGAAACCGCCACAGGCAGGACGAGCUGAGGAUGAGACCGCAGAGCAAGCGUCACGGAGCCGCGGCUGCAGCAACGCAGGCAGCGGAAGGCGGCUCCAAGGGCUGUGA